CGCCGAGCGCGGGCGAAAGUUGCGCUCCGGGAGCGCGGCGGGGGCGGCCGGACCGCGCUCCCUGCUCACCGCCCGGCUCCUCAGCCCCAUCCCGCCGCUCGGCCCGCUCCCGCCAGCCGCUCCGAUGCGGCGGAAGCAGAAGCGGCUGCUGCAGGCGGUGGGGCUGGCGCUGGCCGCCCUCGUCUUCUUGCCCAACGUGGGGCUCUGGUCCUUGUACCGCGAGCGGCAGCUGGAGGGCGGCGGCGCGGCCGGCGGGGACAGGGCGGCCGCCGCGGGGGCAGCGGCCGGCGAGGCGCCGGCACCAUACGUGAGGCAAAAGAAAGACCUUUACUUUGCUGAUGGACAAAGGAAAAAGGACUGGCAUAACAAAGAAGCCAUAAGGAGGGACUCUGAGCGUGUAGGAAAUGGAGAACAGGGAAAACCUUACCCAAUGACUGAUGCAGAGCGAGUGGACCAGGCAUACAGGGAAAAUGGCUUUAAUAUCUUUGUGAGUGAUAAAAUUUCUCUGAAUCGUUCCCUUCCAGACAUCAGGCAUCCAAACUGCAAGAACAAGCUGUACCUGGAGAAGCUGCCGAACACCAGCGUGAUCAUCCCUUUCCACAACGAGGGCUGGUCCUCGCUGCUGCGGACGGUGCACAGCGUCCUGAACCGCUCCCCGCCCGAGCUGGUGGCAGAGAUCGUGCUGGUGGACGACUUCAGUGACAGAGAGCACCUGAAGAAACGCCUGGAGGAUUACAUGGCGCAGUUCCCGAGCGUGCGGAUCCUGCGCACCAAGAGGAGGGAGGGGCUGAUCAGGACCCGCAUGCUGGGGGCCUCGGUGGCCAUCGGGGACGUCAUCACCUUCCUGGACUCCCACUGCGAGGCCAACGUCAACUGGCUGCCACCUCUGCUAGAUCGCAUUGCCCGAAACCGCAAGACUAUCGUUUGUCCAAUGAUUGAUGUUAUUGAUCACGACCACUUUGGAUAUGAGACCCAGGCUGGAGACGCAAUGCGAGGGGCAUUUGACUGGGAGAUGUACUACAAGAGAAUCCCUAUUCCUCCUGAGCUACAGAAACCUGAUCCCAGUGAUCCCUUUGAGUCUCCUGUAAUGGCUGGAGGACUGUUUGCAGUCGAUAGAAAGUGGUUCUGGGAGCUGGGAGGGUAUGAUGCAGGUCUGGAGAUAUGGGGAGGAGAGCAGUAUGAAAUAUCCUUUAAGGUCUGGAUGUGUGGAGGUCGCAUGGAGGACAUCCCUUGCUCUAGAGUUGGUCAUAUCUACAGGAAAUAUGUUCCAUACAAGGUUCCCACAGGAGUCAGCCUGGCAAGAAACCUGAAGAGGGUGGCUGAGGUGUGGAUGGAUGAAUAUGCAGAGUACAUUUACCAGCGCAGACCCGAGUACCGGCACCUCUCGGCGGGCGACGUCGCCGCUCAGAAGGAGCUUCGCAACAACCUCAACUGCAAAAGCUUCAAGUGGUUCAUGAACGAGGUCGCCUGGGACUUGCCCAAGUUCUACCCACCAGUGGAGCCUCCAGCAGCUGCCUGGGGAGAGAUACGCAAUGUGGGAACUGGACUGUGUGUGGACACCAAGCAUGGAGCCCUGGGAUCCCCACUGAGGCUGGAAAACUGUGUGAAGGACAGAGGAGAGGCAGCAUGGAACAACGUGCAGGUAUUCACCUUCAGCUGGAGAGAGGACAUCCGUCCAGGGGAUCCUCAGCACACCAAGAAGUUUUGUUUUGAUGCCAUUUCCCACAGCAGCCCUGUGACCCUCUAUGACUGCCAUGGAAUGAAGGGGAACCAGCUCUGGAGAUACCGAAAACUGUAAUGAGAGAAUCUGCAGACAACCUGUUGUCAUUGUGCCAUUGAUUAAAAAGAGGUGACUCCCCUGUUUCACUGGUUAGAAAGGUGAGGACCCCAGGGCUCCUGAGCAGAGGACACUCUCAGUGCAGUGUCCCCACAGCUGACAAUGAGGUGGUGCAAUGCCCUGGUGUUUGCAAAGAGGUGUUCUGAGAGUUGAUUUGUUCUGAGCACUGCAAUGUCCUGCCAAGAGGAGAUGAGGAUUUAUUCAUCCUCCUGCUAAGCAAUGCUGCUGUAGGCCACAGGUAAGUAAAUUGUUGUCUAAGUGCCCUGUCCUAGUCCUUGCAAUGUGGUGGCAUGGUGCCCGAGAGGGAUGCAGCAGGAUUCCAGCCAGAGCCCCUGGGAAGCUUCAGAGGGUCCCAGUGCAGGUGAGGGAUUGGGCUGCAUUCUGUUGGAAGGGGUGGGAUGAACCCAGACACUUGUCAACCACUUAAGUGUGGAACAACUUCAGAUACACCCAAGUGACAUGACUGGUCUUUAAGACUUCUUUCUGUUGAUUUUAAAACAACUUUCCUUCUUCACUUAAGCAACCUCACAUGAAAUUUCU
Molecule: messenger RNA, 2377 nt
Organism: Passer montanus (Eurasian tree sparrow)
Lineage: Eukaryota; Metazoa; Chordata; Aves; Passeriformes; Passeridae
Gene: GALNT10
Product: polypeptide N-acetylgalactosaminyltransferase 10
Exons: 12
Coding region: 125-1798 (557 amino acids)
Cellular component (GO): Golgi apparatus
Source: RefSeq, a predicted model, not a curated record